AUGCAGUUCCGGAUUCCCGAGACCACUGCAGAGCUUCAACAGUCGUGCAAGACUAAGAAAGUUUAUCUCAUCGCACGCCUCCACCUCGAUAUCAUCAUCUUCUCUGAAAUCAUCGAGGGCAGAUGCAUCAUGGUCGAUUUCGUCUGCAGAGUUGCCCGUAUCACCAAUGUCCUCUUUCCUAAGAUGAAGAUUGCGAAUGUCGUUCAAUUCAAGAUGGAACGCAAUGGAGUCUAUGAUUUCGUUCGGGCAAAUGCAAGGAGGGUUUCUGUCCUUUUAUGUCCAGUUCGCGUCUGCCCGGGUGGAACUGGAACAUUCAUCUAUGCUCCCAAGGAACGGGUGAGGCAUUUGUGA
This is a messenger RNA of Aspergillus nidulans FGSC A4, 351 nucleotides long. RefSeq lists its product as uncharacterized. Bases 1 to 351 code for a protein of 116 amino acids. Lineage: Eukaryota; Fungi; Ascomycota; Eurotiomycetes; Eurotiales; Aspergillaceae. The record is from RefSeq and is a predicted model, not a curated record. The transcript has 4 exons.